Molecule: messenger RNA, 1427 nt
Organism: Diospyros lotus (date-plum)
Lineage: Eukaryota; Viridiplantae; Streptophyta; Magnoliopsida; Ericales; Ebenaceae
Exons: 6
Coding region: 229-1035 (268 amino acids)
Biological process (GO): vesicle-mediated transport
Cellular component (GO): membrane; Golgi apparatus
Molecular function (GO): small GTPase binding
Source: RefSeq, a predicted model, not a curated record
CCAAACGCAAAAAAUCAGGGUUUCUUAGGAACAAAGAUAAAGAAGAGACAGAACAAAAGCAAAAAGAAAGAUAGCAAAAUUAGGGAUCCUUCCCGGUACCAGCUCCUAACUUCAAGACACAAAUUCUCAAUCGAUUCAAUCGCAAACCGAAAUGGCUCACUGAUCUCCCUGAUCUCUCUCCCUCCCCCAUCUCUCUCUCUCUCUCCCUCUCUCUCUGUGGAUUCAUCCAUGGACGAAUCUUACGCUAACAUUCCCACCAGUCACUUGCCCGGUUCGGUCCCGGCAGUCAUAAGUGAAGAAAAGAAAACCCCUAGUGAUGAGGACUCUGAAGCAAAUAUGCAAAUCUUUCCUCCUAAUAAUGGAGGAGGCGGGGGGCAGGGAUAUCAACCUCUUGGAAAUGCAAAUGGCCUUGAACAGCAAUCAGCAAACAACUGGAAGGGAGUGUUUAGCAUCUCUUCAUAUACUCAAUAUUUCAAUGUAGACACAGACAUCGUGUUGAACAGAUUGAUGAGUUCAUUGGAUCCCAUUAAUGCAGACUUUUUCAGCAAGAUUGACGCUAAUCCUGAUCUCUAUGGACUUGUCUGGAUCACCACCACAUUGGUCUUUGUGAUUGCAUCCCUCGGAAACUGUGCCACUUAUCUGAUGCACAAGCACAGUGACAGUAGUACUUCAUGGAGUUUUGAUGUCAGCUACAUAAAUUUGGCAGCAGGCUCGAUAUAUGGUUAUGCACUAGUUGUGCCAAUGGGAUUUUACUUCUUGCUUCAGUAUGUGGGUUCAAAUUCCAGUCUCAUACGGUUUUGGUGCAUGUGGGGAUACUCACUCUUCAUUUUUAUCCUCAGCUCUGUUCUGUUGGUUAUCCCUGUUGAAUUUAUCCGGUGGCUCAUCAUUCUAGUCAGUGGUGUUGCCUCAGCUACUUUUGUUGCCUCGAAUCUGAGGUCGUACAUAGAGGGGAGGGAUCUCACAGUUGUGUUAGUUGCCGCAUUUGUUUUGCAAAUGGGCUUGGCAUUGUUCAUCAAGAUGUGGUUCUUUGCGUAAACCAUCGGCGCCCUUUUGUUAGUGCAGGACGCAAUAUGUUUGCUCUAUAACAGAAAUUUUGUUUGCCUUGAAUUUGUACUGUCUUGUGUUGUAAGAUGAAGGGACACAGCAGGAUCAAACUGUUUUUAGAAUGUUUGAAGGUUUGAGAGAGAGUAGUGUUUUCCAGUCCUGUUGCCUGCGAAGUGAUGUACAUUCCACAGACCUGUUUCUGGCCUUCCUAUUUCUAGGAGACCCAUAUCCAGUAGACUAUUAACGACUGCUUAUGUUUUUUUUUUUUCAUGGAAGUUGUCUUAAUUCAAAAUUAAGUAAAUUAGGUUUGUGUUUGUACAAAAUUAGAGUUGACACAUUGUAUCUCCUCAUCAUAUUAUUCAGUGCUGGGGAUUUAGCUUUUC